Molecule: messenger RNA, 1702 nt
Organism: Aphanomyces invadans
Lineage: Eukaryota; Oomycota; Saprolegniomycetes; Saprolegniales; Verrucalvaceae
Exons: 6
Coding region: 31-1608 (525 amino acids)
Biological process (GO): proteolysis
Molecular function (GO): dipeptidyl-peptidase activity; serine-type exopeptidase activity
Source: RefSeq, a predicted model, not a curated record
UGAGAAGAAUGCCACUUUUCCAUUUGGAUCAUGGCCGGCACAUCUCAACCGCUCCUUGGGUCCUCUCGCAGCCCGCAGGGACGGCCGUUCUCGUCCACGGCUAUCCUGAUCGCCGUGGCCAUCGGGAUUGCAAUCGUGGUCGCGGGCCAAUUCAUCUUCAACGGGGUUCUGGGGCCACCUAGUGCCACCUACACCCCCAACUUUAUGGAUCCGCGACCCAACACAGGCAACUGCUCGCUGAAUUGGUUCGACCAGCGCGUGGAUCACUUCACGACGCUCAACACGACGUACAAACAGCGCUUCUACGUGUACGACAAAUUCUGGAAGCGCCGAGCGGACGGCAGCAAGGAAGACGGCCCGAUUUUCUUUUACUGCGGGAACGAAGGCGACGUCACGCUGUACGUCAACAGCACGGGGCUCAUGUGGGAGAACGCACAAGCGUUUGGGGCGCUGAUCGUGUUUGCUGAACACCGAUACUUUGGCAAGAGCUUUCCGUUCGGUGACCAACACAAAGACCACCUUCAAUACUUGACGCAUGACCAAGCGUUGGCGGACUAUGCCGUCCUCUUGCGGUCGCUACAGCAGCAAAACAAUGUCGACGUCCCAGUGAUCGCGUUUGGCGGGAGCUACGGCGGGAUGCUGGCAGCGUGGUUCCGCAUCAAGUACCCCACCACAAUCCGUGGUGCCAUUGCGGCCUCCGCCCCCAUCUUCGCCAACUCGAUCGGGUAUGCCGACAACUUUCAAGGAACCGACUACUGGAAAGUCGUCACGCACGACGCGUCGCCCGCGGCCGGGUCAGCGGCCAACUGCAUUCCAAAUGUCCGUGCGACGUGGCCUAUCGUGUUUGGUAAAGCCGACUCGCCUCAAGGCUUGGCGCAUCUCUCGUCGUUGUUCAAGACGUGCACGCCGCUGAAGAGCCGUAGUGACGUCGAAGCCCUUGCUCUGACGUUGAUGAUGGCAUGGGACACCAUGGCAAUGGGUAACUUUCCAUUCCCAUCCAACUACCUCACGGAAGGCAAGGCCGACAUGCCGGCAUUCCCCGUGCGCGUCGCAUGCGACCACAUGGCCCCGACGUUUGACCUGACAAACGACAAUGGGACGGCGGCGCUUCUCGUGGCGAUGAAGGCCGCGACCGACAUCUUUACGAACGCGACUCGGGACGUUGCAUGCAUCGCGGUCCAGGAAGACUACGACGGGAAUUGGGACUACAUGUGGUGCUCCCAAUUGCUGGCCCAGGAGAGUUACUUCAACACGAAUGGCGUCACCGACAUGUUUUGGGCCCGAAACAUCACGCUGGACAAGAUCGCUCGGGACUGCCAGACCAAGUGGGGCGUCACCCCCAACCCGGACUGGAUCCGCACCGUGUACGGAUCCGCCGACGCGCUGCUCAAGUCCACUUCCAACAUUGUGUUUUCGAACGGAGGCUUCGACCCAUGGAGCUCUGGCGGCGUCCUGGCUAACUCGAACCCCCAAAUCACCCUCGUCGAUAUCCCAGAGGGAGCCCAUCAUUUGGACUUGAUGUUUAGCGACCCACGCGACCCCGCCUCCGUCGUCCAGGCCCGCCAAACGGAAAUUCAGCAUAUUCGGGCAUGGCUCCGGGACGCGUGAACAAGUGCAUUGUCCGUGCGGCUGACUAGGAGGACGCACCACCGUCGUCCUAACAUCAUUCAUCGUAAUGUCAUGGUGUGAUUGAGCGAUUCCC